CCCUUUAUGUCUUCCCUCUCCUUUUCAACCCUCCCUCCUUUCCGUCUCCUUUUCUGUGCUCUAUAUGUGGCUCUUGUGGAAUCUGCUCCAAAUGUUUUCCAUAUUAGUUCAGAGUCCUUUCUGAUUCUGAAUAGCAGGGAUCGCGUAGGGAGAGAAGCCUCCAGUGAGGAGGGAGGGGAAAAGCAGGGCAAGGGAGCAGUCCAGCUAGAGAGAGCAAAAGAAACGGCAGGCGAGAAAGAAAAGGAAGGACAAAGAGAUAGAGGGCAAGUACAAGAACGUCCAGUCGGCCUCAAAGGAAGAUUAAGAACCUCAGCACGAGACAGGAGGAAUUAUGGGGUCGGGGACGAGUCCGAUGGGGUCGACUGGAGGAGGCAAUGCAAACGCUGGCAAGGAGAAGAAGGGACAAGCAGAAACUGGAGGCUCAGUGCUGGAGGAAGCCCAAAAAUGUUGUGGCUGUCGCUUUCCUUUGCUGGUCGCUCUGUUACAGCUUCUGCUGGGCAUCGCAGUAGCUGCUGUGGCCUUCCUAAUGGUUGCCAUUAGCUCCUCUCUGCUGCCUAGGGAGACGCCCCAUUGGGCCGGCAUUAUUAUGAUUGUGGUUUCUCUGCUGGGAUUUGUCCUCUUCUGCAUCACCAGAAUGCCUGAUGAGAGAGCGACGACUCAAUUUAUUGUAAAGCUCAUGUACUUCUUCCUGUGCACGAUGGGGAUGGUCAUUUCUGCAGUGGUCAUUGCCUUCCAGUGCUACCAUUAUGCCCUGACUAAAAGCUACAGCUGCAAGGAAAUGGGGGAGAACUGUUUGUGCACUCUGGACCCUGAGGAUCCCAUCGCCCGCACCUUCAUCUACAGCGGUGUGACAGACUGCAGUGCUAUCGUAAGCACUCUACCCAUGUAUUACCUUCUGCAGAUGGUGCUGAACCUGGCUCAGGCUAUCGUCUGCCUGGUGGGGGCCUUCCUCGUAUGGAAGCACAGGUAUCAGGUGUUUUUCGCUGGGCUUCAGACGGGAUCUCCUUCUACCCAGAAUUGGCAGAAAGUUUAGGGCACUGAGAGAUUUCUCUGUAGAAGUAAACAUAUGGAGUGUGGGAGUGUUUGUGCCUUUAGAGAAGAAACUGUUUGCUACAGUGUCUGCCAUACUGGGAGUUUUAUGCCAGGCAACCUUUUAUCAAAGCAAUUGAAUGAAAGUCUGUUUCUAUUGCCAUAUUAUAAUAUUUCCAGAAGUUUUAUGCAAUCUUUAGAGUUAUUGUAUUUUUCUACAUUGGCUGUUUGAAAACUUACACUUGUUGAGGUUAACGGUUUAU
Molecule: messenger RNA, 1292 nt
Organism: Carassius carassius (crucian carp)
Lineage: Eukaryota; Metazoa; Chordata; Actinopteri; Cypriniformes; Cyprinidae
Product: sarcospan-like
Exons: 3
Coding region: 332-1033 (233 amino acids)
Cellular component (GO): dystrophin-associated glycoprotein complex; sarcolemma
Source: RefSeq, a predicted model, not a curated record